This is a messenger RNA of Suillus bovinus, 756 nucleotides long. RefSeq lists its product as uncharacterized. The transcript has 2 exons. The coding region runs from base 1 to 756 and encodes 251 amino acids. The record is from RefSeq and is a predicted model, not a curated record. NCBI's taxonomy places the organism in Eukaryota, Fungi, Basidiomycota, Agaricomycetes, Boletales, Suillaceae.
AUGCCUCUGAUGCCCACAUUGCAUGCCCUCCAUGAAUACAUGUUUCACCUGGGUUAUGGUCAAGGGACCUUAACAGAUAAUGCGAUAACACAGGAUUAUCCUUUGAAUCCUUCCCUUCCAACACCCAGCCCUACAUCCCUUUCAACACCCAGCCCUACUGCAAUGCUCCCCCUGAUGCAUCCACCCUUCCCCCAGGGAAUUGAUCCGUGCUGCCUCCUUCCCACUCCAGUGUCCACCCCCGCUUUUGAUCCGUGCUGCCUCCUUCCCACUCCAGCAUCCACCCCCGCUUCUCUGCACUCUCAUUCUGUCGCAUCUGAAACGUCAGUUGUAGCAGACAGUGGAAUGACACAAGAGAAUCUCCCAGUAACAUCUACAGCUCGCCGAAGACCACGCUGUAACACCGAGGUUGAUAACAAUUUAUACUAUCCCCCAAAAAAACUUUGUAUCACCACUGACAUCCAUCAAAGUACUCUUGCUACAGGAGGGGAGCCCCCUGGGCCUGGGUUUGACCCCAAUCUACCACAUGUUCCUGACAAUUGUAACCAUGGUGCAAGUUGGUUAAAAAUAUGGGCAGCUCGAGCAACAGCUCAUGCUGUAGCUAUGAAGGAUGUUUUGCACCCUGGAGAGGAAGAAGAGGAAUGGGAGGCGGAUGAAAAGGAAUCAGGGGUGGAUCAGAUGGAGGCAGAGGAAGAGGGGGAAGUGCAUGAUGCUGGUGACUCAGAGCAAGCCAUCAGUGGUCCUCAAACUCAACUAUGA